Molecule: messenger RNA, 1101 nt
Organism: Neohortaea acidophila
Lineage: Eukaryota; Fungi; Ascomycota; Dothideomycetes; Mycosphaerellales; Teratosphaeriaceae
Exons: 2
Coding region: 1-1101 (366 amino acids)
Molecular function (GO): oxidoreductase activity
Source: RefSeq, a predicted model, not a curated record
AUGCCAUCCGCAAUCUCCAUCCGCCAGAUCGAGGGCAAGCCGGGCAAAGUGUACUACCCGCUUGAGAAAAUCAACGUGCCCGAGCCGAAGCCCAAAGACAACGAAGUCGUCGUCAAGAUCUCCGCCGCCGCGCUCAACCAUCGCGACCUCUUCCUGCGCCAGCACCUGUACCCCGGCAUCAAGUUCGGUGUCCCCCUGCUCGCAGAUGGCUGCGGCGUAGUCGUGCAAACUGGAUCGGGCGAUGCGGCGAAGAAGUGGAAGGGGAAGAGGGUGGUUCUGAACCCGGGGACGGGAUGGAAGGAUGAUCCGGAAGGACCUGAGGCCAAGACGGGGUAUUCUAUCAUGGGCGGGACGAGGAUGAAUCCCGUGGGGACUCUGCAGGAGCUUGUGACGAUUGACGCGAGCGAGUUGGAGGAGGCGCCCGAGCAUCUUUCGAGCGUGGAGGCUGCUGCCAUGCCCUUGACUGGUCUGACGGCGUGGAGGGCGACGAUGACCAAGUCUGCGAAUGCGAAGAAGGGACACAAUAUUUUGAUUACGGGCAUUGGUGGUGGGGUGGCGCUGAUGGCGCUGGUGUUUGCUUCUGCUGCUGGAGCGAACGUCUUUGUUACCAGCGGCAAUCAGGAGAAGAUUGACAAGGCGAAGAAGCUCGGAGCAAAGGACGGUGUGAUUUACAAGGAAAAGGAUUGGGACAAGCAGCUGUUGAGCAAGUUGCCCAAGGACCGCCCGUUGUUCGACGCCAUUAUCGAUGGAGCAGGCGGUGACAUCGUGACCAAGGCGGCCAAGCUUCUCAAGGCCGGCGGCAUUGUCUCAGUCUACGGCAUGACCGUCUCCCCCAAAAUGGACUUCGUGAUGCCUGCCGUACUGAAGAACAUCGAAAUCCGCGGCUCCACCAUGGGCUCGCGCAAGGAGUUUGCAGACAUGGUCGCGUUUGUGCGGAAGAACAAAGUGUACCCGGCGGUGUCGCGGGUGGCCAGCGGAGGCAUCGAUGACUUUGACGGCAUCAACAGUCUGUUCGAGGAUAUGAAGAGCGCGAGCCAGUUUGGAAAGUUGGUGGUUGAGUUGGCCAAGGACGAUGGGCCGAAGCCGAAGAGUAAAUUGUAA